Volvox carteri f. nagariensis is the source of this 1140-nucleotide messenger RNA. RefSeq lists its product as uncharacterized. Gene Ontology annotation, molecular function: protein serine/threonine phosphatase inhibitor activity; protein phosphatase 1 binding. Gene Ontology annotation, cellular component: nucleus. The transcript is spliced from 2 exons. NCBI's taxonomy places the organism in Eukaryota, Viridiplantae, Chlorophyta, Chlorophyceae, Chlamydomonadales, Volvocaceae. The record is from RefSeq and is a predicted model, not a curated record. Bases 135 to 437 code for a protein of 100 amino acids.
CCGAGAGAGUUAUGCAUCCUCUUUAUAUUUUUAAAGGAACACUACAGAAUUGCUUCACCUGGGCUUAAUUAUUGGCAUUGGUUGCUACAGAGACCCACUUUACUUCUUCCGGGGCAUGGCGUGACAAGGACGCCAUGUCUGCGGCUCAGACCUCGACAGUUUUGAAGGCGGCGGUAGGCGGGCAGCAGGAUUGUGAGCAAAAGGCAACAGUAGCAGAGUCCAUUACAUUGCGGCUAGUGCCCCGGAGAAAGAAGAAGGAUGAGCGCGUCCAUUGGUCCAAGGAUGUCCAAGAGAUCAACGAGUUUUCGGGCAAAUUCAAGUCGAAGAAGUGCUGUCAGUUUCAUAAGCGGCGAGUUUUUGGAGAGUGGAGUGACGAGGAUGAUAGCGACGCGGAAUGCCAGUGCAAACCGGAGGGAGAGCAACCUAAGGAGCCAUGAAACGGCUGCGCGCGCAGUUUCUGCGGCCUCUUCUAUCGAUAGCAGGAAGCUAUUAAGCGGACUCUGUAUGUGACGUUUUAGACUGGACAUUUACAGACGCUUUGCACAUACAGGUGGCACAUGGGGUGGUGGAGCCCUUCCAUGGGGCAAUUUACGGCCCAACGCUUUCUUGAUUUGCUGCAGCUUUGCAGUAUCUGCAGGACUAAAUAAUUGAUGCCUCUUAUGAUGGCAUGGGCCGUUAGGGGUUCAGCAGCGUAGGUGCCGCUUGGUCUGGGAAUCUUAACGCGGGCAAGUGCACGUCCAUGCAAUAGCAGCCCAAGGACCUAGCCCUGUACUCUCGCACGUCCGAUAAGGCUGUGAAGCCUCUUGUUGUCAGGGUGGCUGCGACGUUUGUGAACGCAGUUUCAGACAUAACCGGUCUUUGGUGAUGAGUGGGACCUCUUCGACUUUAGGUGUCUCGCUUUUGGAUUUUGUUUAUAGAUAUAGAUGUGGUUUUCACUUGCUGCAUUCAACGUGCUGGGCGUGGGAAAGGAACUGGGCUGACGGCGACCAAGUGCGAUUUCCUUUGCAAAUUUGAACACAGUGUAAGCCUGCGUCUCAUGGGUUUUCUCAUUUAGCAGGAUGGCUGGUGUUGCAUAGGGGGUAGGUGGCACCUGCGCGCAACUGCGCGGCUUUAAGAGAACUUCAUACUCCACUGAUGGAC